AUGGGCCUCUGCGCGCCCAUAAGCUCCUCCGCACUGUCAUUACAGAAUCCCGCUAAGCAUCGCGCCAACACGAAUAAACAAGAUCAAGAACCAGAACCACACCCCCCUCUCUCCCCCUUGAACCACGGUCGCCUGCAUGGCGAUGUGGCUGAUUUACGCCCCUUCCCCGCUAUCACCGACACCGACAGCCCCUUCUCUGCUCUCAUUAACUCCUUCAUAAUUCAUCGCCAGCAUAACGAACGCCAGUGUCAGCCCGUCGAGAUCGGCCACGGAACUCCCAAUACGAUCUCCGCGGUAGACUUCAUAGCCCGCAGCUAG
Molecule: messenger RNA, 318 nt
Organism: Knipowitschia caucasica
Lineage: Eukaryota; Metazoa; Chordata; Actinopteri; Gobiiformes; Gobiidae
Source: the annotation of a GenBank genome assembly